Molecule: messenger RNA, 1587 nt
Organism: Colletotrichum orchidophilum
Lineage: Eukaryota; Fungi; Ascomycota; Sordariomycetes; Glomerellales; Glomerellaceae
Product: DEAD/DEAH box helicase
Exons: 3
Coding region: 1-1587 (528 amino acids)
Biological process (GO): P-body assembly; cytoplasmic stress granule assembly
Cellular component (GO): cytoplasmic stress granule; P-body
Molecular function (GO): mRNA binding; ATP binding; RNA helicase activity
Source: RefSeq, a predicted model, not a curated record
AUGGCGGAAGCACUGGCAGAUAAGCUUAAGGCGACGAACUUGAGCGAUGGCGCCGCAUCAGAGGACUGGAAGAAGAGCUUGAACCUGCCUGCCAGGGACAACAGACAUCAAACUGAGGAUGUCACAAACACCAAGGGUCUGGAGUUUGAAAACUUCCAACUGAAGAGAGACUUAUUGAUGGGCAUCUUCGAGGCUGGAUUCGAGAAGCCGUCGCCCAUCCAAGAAGAAGCAAUCCCCGUCGCCCUGACCGGUCGUGAUAUCCUCGCGCGUGCGAAGAACGGUACCGGAAAGACUGCCGCCUUCGUCAUCCCCGCCCUCGAAAAGAUCAACCCCAAGGUCUCCAAGAUUCAAGCCCUCAUCCUCGUCCCCACUCGCGAACUCGCCAUGCAAACAUCACAAGUCUGCAAGACACUCGGCAAACACCUCGGAAUCAAUGUCAUGGUCACCACCGGAGGUACUGGUCUCCGAGACGAUAUCAUCCGCCUCCAGGACCCCGUCCAUAUUGUGGUUGGUACCCCCGGCCGAAUCCUCGAUCUCGCGGGCAAGAACGUCGCCGACCUCAGCGAAUGCCCCAUGUUUAUCAUGGACGAGGCUGACAAGCUUCUCUCCAUCGAAUUCACUCCCGUCAUUGAGCAGCUCCUCCAAUUCCACCCCAAGGACCGCCAGGUCAUGCUCUUCUCCGCCACUUUCCCCCUCUCUGUCAAGGACUUCUCCGACAAGAACAUGGUCAGCCCGUAUGAGAUCAACCUCAUGGAUGAGCUUACCCUGCGCGGUAUCACCCAGUACUACGCCUUUGUCGAGGAGAAGCAAAAGGUCCACUGCCUCAACACCCUCUUCUCCAAGCUUCAAAUCAACCAGUCCAUCAUCUUCUGCAAUUCAACCAACCGAGUCGAGCUGCUGGCCAAGAAGAUCACCGAGCUGGGCUACUCAUGCUUCUACAGCCACGCCAAGAUGGCCCAACAAGCGAGAAACCGCGUGUUCCACGACUUCCGCAACGGCGUGUGCCGUAACCUCGUCUGCUCCGAUCUUCUCACCCGUGGUAUCGAUAUUCAGGCUGUAAAUGUCGUUAUCAACUUUGACUUCCCCAAGAACGCCGAGACUUACCUGCAUCGCAUUGGUCGCUCUGGUCGUUAUGGCCACUUGGGUCUGGCCAUUAAUCUUAUCAACUGGGAUGACAGAUUCAACCUCUACAACAUCGAGAAGGACCUUGGAACCGAAAUCCAGCCCAUCCCUGCCAGCAUCGACAAGUCCCUCUACGUCUACGAAAACCCCGAGUCCAUUCCGAGACCCAUCUCCAACUUCCGUACCGGUCAGCCUGGCCAGGCCCAGCAGCAGCAGCAGCAGCAGCAGCAACAGCCUGGUCAGAUCCAAGGCCAGCAAUUGCCUCUCCAGGGAGGCCCUGCACCGGGCAACUGGCAGACUCAGCAGCCCCAGCAAGGCCAGCAGAAUGGAUACCAGGGCGGCGGUAGGGGCCGCGGCCGCGGCCGUGGUGGCUACCGUGGUCAGAACCGUGGCGGCUACGGCGGCCGAGGACGUGGUCAAGGCCAAGGCCAGGGCCACCCCCAACCCCAAGGACAGACGUCCUAG